GGGCCUCUGGCAUUAAAGUCUCCUACUUUGCUUCCCUUUCCCUUUUCACACACACACACACUCAAAGACCUUACGUAUUUCUAUCACCCCAUUAAUUAUUCUCCUCUCCCCUCUCCCAAUGCCCCACACACUUUAUUUUUUUAUCAUCUUGUCUAAAAUUCAGAUCUAACUGAGGCUUUAAAUUUUGGAAAAAAGCCUCGUUAGAUCUUCAGAAACAAGAGUCAUUGAUUUCAGUACAUAUGGCUCCACUUCCACAUUCAUGCAGCUUUACUAAGGUACUUUUAGUACUCUAUCUUGUUUUUGUGUUACUCACUCUGUCAUUCUUUUCUGCAUAUAGUGAGGUCCAACCCCAGAAUAAUGUUAGUAGCAGAAGAAUGUUGGAACUAGAAAAUGAGUCAAAGCCAAUUAAGAAGAAAACAAAUCCAACUUCACUUUCAGCUUCCAAGAACCAAACCAAACUUAUUAAAUCCUCCAAUACUUCUUCCAAGAAUCAAACCAAGCAAAUCAAGACUUCUUCUUUUUCUAGCUUUGGUUCAACCAAGAACCAAACCAAGAAUAAAAGCAAGCUUGUCAACCCCAGCUCCAAUUCUACUCCAACCAUUACCAAUUCACAGAAACUUUCAUUCAAAUCCCAGCUCCAGAAGGUCAAUCCCACUUCCUCCAAGCCCUCAAUUUCAACCAAAAUCAGUUCCUCCACCACCAAGAAAUCCUCAGAUCUAACCAAAAUCAGCUCAAGCUCUUCUCCCAAGAACAAAACAACCAAAGCCACUAAACCCCAAUUAGAAAAAGACACCAGUGGGUCCAAGUCCAAAUCCAAAACUCCAACUAAAAACCAGCCCAUUGACAAAACGACCAAAGCCAUUAAAACCCAAUUAGGAAAAGACAUCAGUGAGCCAAAAUCCAAACCCAAAACCCCUAUUAGUAAAAGCCAGCCUACAGACAAAAAACCCAAGACACAACAGACAGCCCAAAAAAAUUCACAGUACAGCUGGGUUGAAGAUGAUGAAGAUGAUUUAAUUUCGGGAUUCAGAGAUUUACCCUCCAAAUUCCAAGAAACCCUUUUGCCAGAUUUUGAAAGAAUUUCAAAGACCUCUAAAGUUUACCUCAACAAAGCAAACAAAGAAAUAACAAAGAACUUCAAGCCCUAUAUCGGAAACAAAUAUGCAUCAACAAUUGCCUCUAUUAUCUCAUUUGCAUUCAUCUUGAUCCCUUUACUACUUGUUUCUCUCAUUUUCAAUAAAAUCAAAGCCUAUUUCUCUCUCCAAAAGCUCUUAAUCUUCAUCCAAGUUUACCUCUCCAUUUACUUCUCAAUUCUCUUUUUUUCCUCUUUGGUCACUGGCUUAGAACCUUUGAAGUUUUUCUAUGCUACUGCUCAGUCCACUUACAUUUGCUUACAAGUAUUGCAAACUCUUGCUUAUGUGUUGUACCUAUUGAUGCUGCUAAUGUAUCUGAUCUUAGUGUUUUCCACUGAGACUGGGCCCACCACCAAGCUUAUUGGGCUGGCCCAAACAAUUGUGGGCUUUGCUGUUGGGCUUCAUUAUUACAUGACGGUGUUUCAUAGGGCUGUGCUCCAUCAACCACCGAAGACUAGCUGGAGGGUUCAUGCCAUUUAUGCUGCAUUCUUCCUUGUCAUUUGCCUGGCAACUACUGCUGAUAGAAGGAAAAAGGCUUAUUUAGUACAAGGUGGUGAGGUUGAGAAAAAGAGCUAAAGUUUUUUAUUCACCUUUUUUUUCUUCUUUCUUUUUUCCUUAAUCAUCUAUAGUCAGAUGGCAAAAACGAAAAAAGAAAGAUUUUUGUCGUCCAAUAUUUUAUCUUUUUUUUUUUUUUUUUUGGUUAUAGAUAUAUGUCUUGCAAUUUGUCAUUUGUUGAAAUGUUAUUAAUAAUUGAUGGAAUCAAAUUUAUGCAAUUAUCCAGA
Nicotiana attenuata is the source of this 1915-nucleotide messenger RNA. RefSeq lists its product as uncharacterized. The record is from RefSeq and is a predicted model, not a curated record. The transcript has a single exon. NCBI's taxonomy places the organism in Eukaryota, Viridiplantae, Streptophyta, Magnoliopsida, Solanales, Solanaceae. The coding region runs from base 240 to 1709 and encodes 489 amino acids.